AUGACCAUCUACGGCAACCAAAGCAACGUCAACCUCGUUUCCCCUAAAUUUGUCUCGGAAGUCCUCAAGGUUGAGUUUCAACCGUGGGAAGCGACCAUCAGCACUCCCCAGCUCGGCACUGGCUCCCAGGAAAUCCAGGGUUGCGUCGAUUUGUACUGGAGGCCAGAGGGAAUGACAAACUUCAAUUGGACACGAUUCAUGGUCGUCAAGCAGUCGGACCCCCCGUUUGAUGUUGUUCUUGGCUGUGGAGACGCCGCAAGUUACGGCUUAAUCUAA
Messenger RNA from Lasiodiplodia theobromae, 276 nucleotides. RefSeq lists its product as uncharacterized. Lineage: Eukaryota; Fungi; Ascomycota; Dothideomycetes; Botryosphaeriales; Botryosphaeriaceae. The coding region runs from base 1 to 276 and encodes 91 amino acids. The transcript has a single exon. The record is from RefSeq and is a predicted model, not a curated record.